GCACACCCCACAUUGCCGGCGGGAAGACCCUCGGCGCCCUGGAGCCCGCGGAGCCACUGGGGCCACCCGUGCCCGCUGGCGCCUCGGCUGUGCACCUGAGCCUGCUGGACAUGCGACGUGGCGUGGCAGAGCUCAGACGCCAGCUGCAGCAGAUGCGACAGCUGCAGCUGCAGAACCAAGAACUGCUGCGCACAAUGAUAAAAAAGGCAGAGCUGGAGAUCAGCAGCAAAGUCGCAGAGACCAUGAGGCGCCUGGAGGACCCCGUGCAGCGACAGCGCACCCUGGUGGAACAGGAGAGACAAAAGUACCUCCGGGAAGAGGGGAGGAUUGGCCAGAAGCUAAGCGAGCUGGAGGAAUUCGUGGAUGACCUGAAGAAGGAGCCCACAGCCACGGGCCGUGCCGUGACGCUGAAAGACGUGGAGGACGGCGCCUUCCUCCUGCGGCAGGUGGGAGAAGCCGUGGCCGCCCUGAAAGGUGAGGAGUUCCCCACCCUGCAGAACAAGAUGCGUGCGGUCCUGCGCAUCGAGGUGGAGGCCGUGCGCUUCCUGAAGGAGGAGCCGCACAAGCUGGACGGGCUCCUGAAGCGGGUGCGGGGCCUCACGGACGUCCUGACGGUGCUGCGCAGGCAUGUGACCGACGGGCUCCUGAAGGGCGCCGAUGCCGCCCAGGCCGCGCACUACAUGGCGGUGGAGAAGGCCACGGCCGCGGAGGUCCUGAGGGGCCCAGAGGAGGCCGGCGGCCCAGCCCGCGGCGACGCGAAGCCGGACGUGGUGCCCCUGACCGGGCAGCAGGCGCAGAGCCCGCCCGGCCCGCUCGCGGAGGACGCCAGGACCAGAGCCGCGGCCGUGGAGAAAGUUGAAAAGAAAUGGGAAGAGAAAAGGCCGAACCCGGACCACUACAACGGCAAAGAGUUUGAGAAGCUCCUGGAGGAAGCUCAGGCCAACAUCAUGAAGUCCAUUCCAAACCUGGAGAUGCCGCCCGCGCCGGGCCUGCCACCCAGGGGAGAGGGCACAGUGGACAAGCUGGAGCUCUCAGAAGACUCUCCAAAUUCAGAGCAGGGGGGAAAGUCACCACCCCCUCCUCCCCCGCCCCCUCGGCGAAGCUACCUGCCGGGAACCGGGCUCACCACCACGAGGUCGGGGGACGUGGUCUACACCAGCAGGAAGGAGACCGUCACGGCCAAGGCGAGCAGCGAGGACGCCGGACCGAGCCCACAGACCAGAGCCACCCGGUGUUCCACAGAGGAGCCCGCCUCAGCCUGGACCCCGGCCUCACCAGCAGUCACUGCGUCUCCCAAGGACGAGGAGGAGGAAGAGGAAGGAGACAAAAUAAUGGCAGAGCUGCAGGCCUUCCAGAAGUGUUCCUUUAUGGAUGUAAACUCAAACAGUUUCGCUGAGCAGCCCCGGGCUGACACUAGGCCGGGCGCCACAGCCCCAGCCAAGGAGAGAAAGAGCUCGGAGCUUCCCCAUGAAGACGCGUGGAAAUCUGAGCUUGCGCGCCCGCACGGCCCCCACACGGCCUCGCCACAGGUCGCGGCAGGGGCUCUGAGCCCUGGUGGCGCCCCCAGCCGGGACACAGGCAAGAACGGUGUUCCUGAUGCGUCCACAGCUGCAGAAUCCAAACCCGACGUGUCGGGGAAGGAGAGCUCCAUACCCGGUGACGCUAGAAACUUCCAGAAACGCGCGGUGGAGGCCAGUCUCAGCGUCUCCAGCGUGAGCUCAUUAGAAGACGAGCGAAGCAAACGACCAGCCGUGGCAGGGCCGCAGCUCCCCACGCCGGGCCUGGAGGCUCAGAACUACGGAAAGACCCAGGAGAGAGAGCAAGAACGAGGGGAGCACACAGGAAGGGCCCACGUUCCCUCCCUGACCCCAGCGACAGAGCUGGCUCAAGCCCCAGGCCCGGAGGCGCCGCCGACAGGGGUGGGCCAAGUUGUCCUCAGACCCAAAGGGGCCAGGCACGCGCCCGUGCCGCCCGCCGAGAACGGGGACCCGACCCCGGGCCCCCCGAGCGAGGGCAACAUCGCCUUCAUGAUCACCAGGACGGCCGUGCAGGCGCUGUCCAGCGGCGAGGUGCAGGACAUCGUGAGCCGCAAGGGGGAGGAGGUGCAGACGGUGACCAUCGACGGCAGGCGGGAGGGGCCGGGGCCCGAGGAGCCCGUCGUGUGCCUGGACAGGAAGCCCGUCAUCAUCAUCUUCGACGAGCCCAUGGACAUCCGCUCUGCCUACAAGAGGCUGUCCACCAUUUUCGAGGAAUGCGACGAGGAGGUGGAGAGAAUGAUGACAGAGGAGAAGAUAGAGGAGGAGGAAGAGGAGGAGAAUGGGGACCCCGUCCAGAGCAGUUCCGCCCCCGGGCCUGCCUCCACGGUGGCCUCAGGCACUCUGGGGACAGCACAGCCCGCCGAGAGCCCGUUCCCGCUGCCCUCGCCGCUGGUGGCAGGGAGCAGGGCCCCAGGAAAGCCGACCUGAACGAGUCGGGCCCGGGAGAACGCUCUGAGUCCCGAGGGCAGGGGCGAUGCAGCCGACGAGCAGUUUGACAGCCCCAAGAAGAAGUUCAAAUUCAAGUUCCCCAAAAAGCAGCUGGCCGCGCUCACGCAGGCGAUCCGCACCGGCACCAGAACAGGGAAGAAGACGCUGCAGGUGGUGGUGUACGAGGAGGAGGAGGAAGACGGCACCCUGAAGCAGCACAAGGAAGCCCGGCGCUUCGAAAUCCCCAGCUCGCAGCCCGAGGGGGCGCUCGAGGGCCCGGCCCAGAGCUCACGGACCGAGGAGAUCCGGAAGAACACCUACCGGACCUUGGACAGCCUGGAGCAGACCAUCAAACAGCUGGAAAACACCAUCAGCGAGAUGAGCCCCCGAGCCCUCGCCGACUCCGCCCACGCGGCCCACGGGCCCCCUCCCCACACCCUGCUAGUGCGGGAUGACGUGCCCACUGCCCCAGAGCCCCCCACGCCAGUACCGCCAGCUCCGCGUAAGGGCUCCGGCGGGACCCCCCAGACCAGCAGAAUGCCAGUGCCCCUGACUUCCAAGAGCAGACCCGGGAGCCUGGACAAAGCCGGCAAGCCGUCCAAGCUGCAGGACCCGCGCCAGUACCGCCAGGCCAAUGGAAGUGCUAAGAAAGCUGGUGGGGACUUUAAGCCUACCUCUCCCUCCUUGCCUGCCUCUAAGAUCCCUGCCCUGUCCCCCAGCUCUGGAAAAAGCGGUUCUCUCCCCUCUAGCGGUGACGGCUCCAGCCUCCCUAACGCGCCCGCGUCCAAGCCAUCGGCCGCUUCUAACCCUCUCAGCCCCUCCGCAGGACGGCCCGCCCCCGCCGCCUCCCUCAUCCCCUCCGCCUCUAACGGCGCCUCCAAGUUGGCGCACGCAGGCAAAGGCCAGCACCUGCCGCUGCCCCCGCAGACUCACAACGGCCGCGCCGCCCCUCCCGCGCCCUCCCGCCUCCCCCGCCUCCCCCCCUCCCUGAGUCACGGCGCCAAGGGCGCCCGGACGCUGUCGGGCCCUGGCCUUGCCGGCUACAAGGCGCAGAACGGAGGUUCCAGCAAGACCGCGCCCGUCGCCGCCAAGGAGAGCGCCUAGUCCUGGGCGCCGGGGCCGGGAGCACGGAGCCCGCAGCCGCCGCCCGCCUCUCCACCCGGUCGCUGUCGUGAUUCCGCGUGUUGCCCGUCCGUGCCAGUGCCCCCGUGAAGUGAGCGUGUGUCUGUCUCCGGGGAGGGUGAGGCGCAGGUGCGUGCGUGCGGCGUGCGUGCGAGAGAGACCCGAAGACGCGCGCCAGGCGUGUGAAGCAGCGUGAAGCCGGCA
This is a messenger RNA of Oryctolagus cuniculus (rabbit), 3791 nucleotides long. Lineage: Eukaryota; Metazoa; Chordata; Mammalia; Lagomorpha; Leporidae. The record is from RefSeq and is a predicted model, not a curated record.